UCAAUGGAUUUCUAUUUUCACUGAAACUGCAUUUCUGACGGAUGUUCAUACAGAUAUCCACGAUCAUGAGCAAAGGUCAUGACACAGCAAAGAGAGAGUCAUCUCAAAAAUAUGUGCUAUGUCAGAUGCCACCAGGCUGGACUACCCUGCCUGUGUGUCCUCGUCUUCCGCAUCCUCCACCACAAGACAGUAUCGCAGUUUAUACAAAGAAUGGACUGAACAAAAACCUAAUUUAUGAAGGCUACAUUUGUCCAAAAGCUCCUGAAAAGCUGUCUAUGUCCGCGUUGCUGGCACCACAAAAGCAGCAAAGACAGCUGAGCUUUGGGCAGAAGUAUGAGAAACUGCAGGAGAAGAUCAGAGCUGAGGAGGCCGAGGCCGACGCUCAGGAAAGAAACAUGUCAGAGGAUCAAAAGAGCAGAGAGGCGGAUUCUGCAGCGAGCAGCCAACCAGGGCGAGGUGUUGUAAAAGCAGAGCUAAGCACCAUGUCAGGCGGUGAAGAUACAGCUGAUGAAUCAAAACCGCAGAUAAAAGAAGAGGCUGCAUUUACCAGUGAAAGUGAAUCCAACAUCAAUUAUCCACUUCCUUUUGAAAUCCUGGACAUGAGAGAGAGUUUUCUCCCAGCUCUCGCUACGGGGGGGACAGAGGAGUUUAUGUAUUAUUCUGAACCCUGUGAGACCACGGUGGACACGGACUUCUUGAACUGUUUGUGUAUUAAGGAUUAUAGUUGAACCUGGCCAGACCUGCAGACCUGCGCCACACACCCGAAGCAUC
This is a messenger RNA of Seriola aureovittata, 771 nucleotides long. RefSeq lists its product as uncharacterized. Lineage: Eukaryota; Metazoa; Chordata; Actinopteri; Carangiformes; Carangidae. The coding region runs from base 42 to 728 and encodes 228 amino acids. The record is from RefSeq and is a predicted model, not a curated record. The transcript has 2 exons.